This is a messenger RNA of Leptopilina heterotoma, 2447 nucleotides long. RefSeq names its product protein regulator of cytokinesis 1-like. Gene Ontology annotation, cellular component: spindle; mitotic spindle midzone; cytoplasm. Gene Ontology annotation, biological process: mitotic spindle midzone assembly; microtubule cytoskeleton organization. The record is from RefSeq and is a predicted model, not a curated record. The transcript has 11 exons. Bases 205 to 2211 code for a protein of 668 amino acids. Gene Ontology annotation, molecular function: microtubule binding. Lineage: Eukaryota; Metazoa; Arthropoda; Insecta; Hymenoptera; Figitidae.
UCAAAAGAAAGACGUUUUAGUUGGACUCUGAAUAAAAAGGAGUGUAUAGAAACCGUCCGUUGUGUUUCUUUUUAUUUAAAGUGAUUUAUUAACGAUUAUUUUUCAUGUUUAAACAAAGUAAAAUAGUGAAUCGAAUUUAUAAACGUAUUUUUAUUAAUUAUUAGUGUAACCAGUGUUACAUUUUCAGUGACAAACAAAGCAAAAAUGACUGAUUUUAACACAACUGGAGAUGACACUCUACAAUCGGUGGCAGUGGAAAAUAUUUCCAGUACGAUUAAAACCGAUUUGAGGCGAUUGUACAAUGUAUGGAAAGAAAUGGGACUAAAUGAAGAAACCAGGUCUAUAUAUUGUAAUGAAGUUCACAAACACAUCAAGGAAUUGAUGAGUGACAUGAUUUGUGAAUUAGAAGAGAAAAAGAAUUCUCUUCUUCAAGGUGUACAAAAUUUAAUGGAACUAGCAAAUACAUUAUCCAAGGAAUUACAAAUGGACGACUUCCCUGGUACAAAUCCAGAUUACGAACACUUGCCACUUAUUGAAGUUCAAGAAAAAUUGAGAUUACAAGUUCUCGAAUUAGAAAGGAUCAAAGAAAGACGUUUGGAAUUCUUAAAUGAACUUCGAUCGAGGGAGGAAGUCGUUUGUAAGAAACUUGGCAUUAAACCCAUUGGGUUAAGUAAAGAAAUGCCUUCCAAGGAAGAUCUAAAUCAAUUUCGAACUUAUUUAGAAAUUCAAGAACGUGAAAAGGAUCGUUUGAGUGGAGUAUUUAAGGAUUUGCGAAGGACUGUCAAGAAAUCGAUGGAAGAAUUACAUAUCUCACCUUCCUUGGAUUUUGAAAGGCUCGUUUGCAAUGAUUAUGAAAAUUUUAUAUACACUGUGGAAAAUAUGUCGAAAUUAAAGGACAUGAGAAAUGAUUUAAAGGCUCAGGUGGAAGAUGCAAAGCAACAAAUUGUUGAGAAAACGGAAGAACUCCAAGCUCUUUGGAAUUAUCUCGACGAACCUGAAGAUUAUUGCCAGGCUUUCCUUUUGAAACAUCCUGGUCACACUGUCACAACUAUUUCUGCCUUCAAUGCGGAAAUAAAACGUUGCAAGGACAAGAGAUGUGAAAAUAUUGGAAAGUAUAUAUUAAAGGUGAGAGAGGAAUUGGAAUUGUUGUGGGACAUGUGCCAAUUCAGUGAAUCUCAAAGAUGUUUUUUGCCAUUUUAUUCGCAAACUUACACUGAAGAUUUGCUAACACUCCACGAAUUAGAAGCAGAGAAACUGCGCAAAUUUUAUAAAGCGAACAAAAAAAUAUACGAUCUUCUCGAGGAGCGAGAGAAUCUUUGGGAGAAAAUGAAGGAAUUGGAUCAACGAGCCAACGAUCCGGAUCGUUUUCAUAAUCGUGGUGGUCAAUUAUUAGCCGAGGAAAAGGAGAGAAAGAAUACAACAAAGAAAUUGCCGAAAAUUGAAGAGCAACUUCUACAGGCCACCGAAGAAUAUGAAAGUGAAAGUGGAAAAUUAUUCACAAUUAAAGGUUUGCCAGUUAAUGAAUACUUGGAACAAAGUAAAGUGGAUUACGAGAAAGAGAAGGAAAAUUUGAAACUUGCUCGUAAGCAAGCAAAAGACAGAUCGGCAAACAAAUCGGCAAAAAAGACACCACUUAGUACAUCGAAACGAACACCAAUGGGUAUGAGUAUUCGUGUACGAACACCAACCACAGUGGGGGCGAAAAGAAAAUUACCAUACGAUUCGUCACCUAAUAGUGCGACUCUUUCGAAAAAACGCAAUUUGAGCGGUGAAAAGAGUCGAACCGCUGUUAUAAGCACCAAAGCAAGACGCAGUGGAAGGAUAUCGAAAAAGGCUUUGAUAAGCAUGAAUAAAGCGAGUACAUCAAAAUCGGACAAGAAACAAAAAUUAGAUGCGGAUGGUUUAAAAGCGGCAAAUCUCAGUAUUUCAUCGUAUGGCAAAUUUCAAGAGCACUUGGAGCAAAGGGAAGAAUUACGUAGUUCUAUGUUAUCAGAUCAAUUGCUUGAGAAUGCAUUUGAACGUGGUAAUAAUAUGAAAACUCCAGUGCGAACGCCAGCAAAACCAUUACGUAAGAAUUUACUGUCAGUUAACAAUGCCCAUUUGUCAUCGAAAUCUGCAUCGACACCACGAACAACAACACCAAGAACACCACGUGUUAUGCACAGACCACGUUUAGCAGCUGUGCCAAAUAAUACACAAUUUAUUUUUUAAAAUUUAACACAUUUUUUAAUUUUCUGACAUUAUCAUUUUUCUUCUUAACGAAAGUAGAAUAUAGUAAUUUAAGACAACAACAAUGUCAAGAAAGGCUCCUCGCGAGCCAAUAUAUAUCAAAAAAAUGCAAGUGCAACAGAUUUUUAAGUAUUAUUUUUAUUUUUAAAAAUUAAAAGCAGUAAAUUUUAGUUUAAUUUUUUUCUUUCUUUGGAAAUCAGUUCUUUUGAAAUGUAUAU